Messenger RNA from Papilio machaon (common yellow swallowtail), 550 nucleotides. RefSeq names its product mitochondrial import inner membrane translocase subunit Tim9 (gene Tim9a). The transcript is spliced from 4 exons. Lineage: Eukaryota; Metazoa; Arthropoda; Insecta; Lepidoptera; Papilionidae. Bases 93 to 368 code for a protein of 91 amino acids. The record is from RefSeq and is a predicted model, not a curated record.
CAGAAAAAAGAAAAAAGUAUAAACCUAACCUCAAAAACUCAAAAGUCAGUUGGAAAACUGGGAAAGGAUUACCUUCCAUAAAUUUUUGAAAAAUGGCGGCACCUCCUGAAAUGAGUGAAGCUGAUCAAAUUAAAACGUUCAAGGAUUUUCUUGUGCAGUACAACAAAUUGUCAGAAUUAUGUUUUAAUGACUGUAUUCAUGAUUUUACUUCGCGAACUCUAAGACCAACUGAGGAAAAGUGUACGCUAAAUUGCAUGGAGAAGUAUUUAAGGAUGAAUCAGAGAGUUUCACAGAGAUUCCAUGAAUUCCAGAUGAUUGCCAAUGAAAAUAUGUUAGCUUUGGCACAAAAAUCAGGCAAUCCUAGCUAGUGAAUGAUGGUAUUAUAAUUGCACAUCUUGCAUUUCUUAUUUAGGUUCUUAUUUCAAAUGUUAAUGAAUAUAGUGUUGUUGAAUAAAAACUGUGUUUUAAGUUGAUUUACUGUGAUAUAGUCAAUCUCGGUUAAGAUGGCUAAAGUUAUAGUAAUUCUGUUAAAGGAAAUAUGGAAAUAAUG